Molecule: messenger RNA, 6793 nt
Organism: Nycticebus coucang (slow loris)
Lineage: Eukaryota; Metazoa; Chordata; Mammalia; Primates; Lorisidae
Gene: ADNP
Product: activity dependent neuroprotector homeobox
Exons: 4
Coding region: 1829-5701 (1290 amino acids)
Biological process (GO): regulation of gene expression
Cellular component (GO): nucleus
Molecular function (GO): DNA binding
Source: RefSeq, a predicted model, not a curated record
CAGUUAACCUGAUCUUUUUUCCCCCAUGUGCUUCAAAAGAUUCUUUUGUGAUUGAGAUUUUAUUGGUUGUGAUGAGGAUGGGUGUAGACAUUUCAAUUUGUACACAGUUCUUAACAUUCGUGCCUACAAUCUAAAAAGCCAUUAAUUGUAAUUAUUUUUAAACGGCUAUUUCAGUAACUUUCCAGCUUAAAAUUCAUAGUUCCAUUAAGAGGAUAUCAAGUAUCAGUAUCUUCAAAUAUUGAUAAGCUGGUAUAUAGGUCCCACCAUUCACAAUUUAUUACCAUAUAUACUACAUGAACAAAAUUAUUAGGAAAAUGGGACUACCACGACCAAAGAUGUUACAGAGCGUAUGCAGUUCUGACAGCGCCAUGAUUAAGGGAGUGGUUUUCUUUAGGAAAUAAUUGUUCUAAAAAAAAACAAUGUGGGAAAAGAAGUAAUCUCAAAUGUUCAAUACAUUAAAUGUGGGACUAAGACCCCAUAUUUACAUUUAGUAUGCUUUGUUUUAUAUGAUAAUAAAAACAAGCUUCCCUCCCAUCUAUAGAAUGUUAAACUGAUGCCCAAGACAGUCACAGCCUCCCAUAAUUCAACAUCCUACACUAUUUUCUGGUUGUACAAAAAAAACCAAACAAAUUAUUUCACCUCUUUAAAAAAAAAAUGUUUACACAUAAGAAAUGGGAUGAGGGAAUUCCCUCCUUCUUGAAAAUGUUUCUAGAGCUACUAAAAUGCUAGGAUUUACAAGAUAGUUAAUAAAGAUAUUCCUCUAGAUCAGUGAUUUUUUUUUUUCAAAAGAUCAUUAAAUUAUUUUGAAAGAAGUUCAAAGCACAGUAAGUAUAUUCUAUUUUUUUUUUACUCUCUUUUUUCUUUUUUUUUUAUAAGCAUGAUUUAAGUGUGCUACCUAAGUUGACUUUAGGUUCUUUCGAGUGUGCCAUGAGAUAACAAACACUGCUCUAGAUUGUACAAGAAGGGAGACGGGGACCCCUUGAAAUACAUGGUAUAUAUUAAUCAGACUUGGCUUCUGUCUCUCCUGGCUUCCUCAGAGGCUGGACUCCUCGAUUUUAGUUACUCCGUUUUCUGCAGGUAAAUCAUCUUUCGUUUCCUGGUUAGCCACUUCAGCCUGUUUUUCCUUUGUUCUCCUUUCCCCUUUGGUUGCACUUUUUUGUCUGAAGAUUUAUCCUUUGCUACUGCCUUUUUUUGGCUUCAUUUCCACUUUUGCAGGAGCAGGUUUAGCUGACAACCACGACAAUCACCUGGUGGGCUCUUCCUUCACCGCACCUUCAGCAGAGCCGACCCUACUCUUCGACAUCUUGGUGGUGGGGAGGGCGCAUGCCAGGUGCUGGGCCAUUGCACACUGAGAGCCUUUAUGAAGCUGGGCUGCCUGGUCGCUGCUAUUCUUCCUCUGGCUGGAGCUGCUGAGACUCGUGGUGGGGGCGGUGGGAGAAUGGACUGGAACCGAUUUUACCUAAUUUUCCAUAGACCAGAUAUGCACCACAUGUAUUCAGUGGAAGGCUGACCUCUACAUAUUCACCACUUCUGUAAGUUGUAUCUUUACUACUUGGACUGUGAUACACAAUAUUAAUUUGCCUUCUAUAACUUGACCAGUUGAGUCCACUGUACACCAAGGAAUAGAAAAGGUGUGGGUUUGCCCCUUAGUUGUAUCAUUUUAUCUUAAGUACAAGUUCUUUUAUGUUUUAUUACCACGUGUUGCUUUAGGCCUAACAUUCUAUUGUUUAUCAUGUAUUUCGGAAGAUUUUUUUCAACAUAAAGAACUGGUCUGAGUUGUGGGUACAUCCUACAAUUGCUGAAAAAUUUUACGGUUAAUUGAGACAUUAUGGCCCAAAAGAAAGAACUCAAGGAGCUGACAUUGAAGGAAAAGGUUAAUCUUCUGCAUUUUCUGGAAAGCAGCAGCCAAAGAAAGACAGCAGAACAUUUUGGUGUUAGCAAGACCACAGUUAGCAACAUCCAAAAACGUAAACAUGAGUACUUGGAGAGAUAUGGUAAGGAAAGUGGAGACCUACAGCGAAAAAGAAGGAAAACUUCCCUCAAUGAAGUAAAUGAAGCCACAUUAAGCUGGUUCAAACAAAUGAGAGCAGUUAAUGCCCGAAUCUCUGGGCCAAUGAUCCAAGAAGUAGCUAAAAAAUUUGCACGGGAAUUUGGGGUAGCAGACUUCCAAGCAUCAAGUGGCUGGCUCGAGAAGUUUAAACUGCGACAUGAGAUCUCCCAGAAAGUCUUCUGUAGUGAAUCCAAUGAAGUUCCAGUAAAAGUACAUGAAGUAGCUGAUGAAGUCAAAGAAGCAAGUGAGGAUGACACAGAAAUUGCGGAGCCUCCAAAAGAAAAGGAUGUCAGGCAUCUGAUAAUGCAGUUGAAGUCAUUUGCUGUGGAAAAAUGCCCAGAAACUAUGUUCCAACUUCCUGUCAACAAUCUUGGCAGUUUAAGAAAAGCCCGGAAAACUGUGAAAAAAAUACUUAGUGACAUUGGGUUGGAAUACUGUAAAGAACAUAUAGAAGAUUUUAAACAGUUUGAACCUAACGACUUUUAUUUGAAAAACACUACAUGGGAGGAUGUAGGACUGUGGGACCCUUCACUUACAAAAAACCAGGACUACCGGACAAAACCUUUCUGCUGCAGUGCUUGUCCAUUUUCCUCAAAAUUUUUCUCUGCCUACAAAAGUCAUUUCCGGAAUGUUCAUAGUGAAGACUUUGAAAAUAGGAUUCUCCUUAAUUGCCCUUACUGUACCUUCAAUGCAGACAAAAAGACUUUGGAAACACACAUUAAAAUAUUUCAUGCUCCAAACGCCAGCGCACCAAGUAGCAGCCUCAGCACUUUCAAAGAUAAAAACAAAAAUGAUGGCCUUAAACCUAAGCAGGCUGACAGUGUAGAGCAAGCUGUUUAUUACUGUAAGAAGUGCACUUACCGAGAUCCUCUUUAUGAAAUAGUUAGGAAGCACAUUUACAGGGAACAUUUUCAGCAUGUGGCAGCACCUUACAUAGCAAAGGCAGGAGAAAAAUCACUCAAUGGGGCAGUCCCCUUAGGCUCAAAUGCCCGGGAAGAGAGUAGUAUUCACUGCAAGCGAUGCCUUUUCAUGCCAAAGUCCUAUGAAGCUUUGGUACAGCACGUCAUUGAAGACCACGAACGUGUAGGCUAUCAGGUCACUGCCAUGAUUGGGCACACAAAUGUUGUGGUUCCCCGAUCCAAACCCUUGAUGCUAAUUGCUCCCAAACCUCAAGAGAAGAAAGGUAUGGGACUCCCAUCAAGAAUUGGUUCCCUUGCUUCUGGAAACAUGCGGUCUUUGCCAUCACAGCAGAUGGUCAAUCGACUCUCAAUACCAAAGCCUAACUUAAAUUCUACAGGAGUCAACAUGAUGUCCAAUGUUCACCUGCAGCAGAACAAUUAUGGAGUCAAGUCUGUAGGCCAGAGUUAUGGUGUUGGUCAGUCGAUGAGACUGAGUCUAGGUAGCAAUGCACCAGUUUCCAUCCCUCAACAAUCUCAGUCUGUGAAACAGUUACUUCCGAGUGGAAAUGGAAGAUCUUACGGGCUCGGGUCAGAGCAGAGGUCCCAGGCACCAGCAAGAUACUCUCUGCAAUCUGCUAAUGCCUCUUCCCUCUCAUCAGGCCCGUUAAAGUCUCCUUCCCUGUCCCAGUCACAGGCAUCAAGAGUAUUAGGUCAGUCCAGUGCUAAACCUCCUGCAGCUGCCACAGGCCCUCCUCCACCCAAUACUUCCUCAACUCAAAAGUGGAAAAUAUGUACAAUCUGUAAUGAGCUUUUUCCUGAAAAUGUCUAUAGUGUGCACUUCGAAAAAGAACAUAAAGCUGAGAAAGUCCCAGCAGUAGCUAACUACAUUAUGAAAAUACACAAUUUUACUAGCAAAUGCCUUUACUGUAAUCGCUAUUUGCCCACAGAUACUCUGCUCAACCACAUGUUAAUUCAUGGUCUGUCUUGUCCAUAUUGCCGUUCAACUUUCAACGAUGUGGAAAAGAUGGCAGCACACAUGCGGAUGGUUCACAUUGACGAAGAGAUGGGACCUAAAACGGAUUCCACUUUGAGUUUUGAUUUGACACUGCAGCAGGGUAGUCACACUAACAUCCAUCUCCUGGUGACUACAUACAACCUGAGGGAUGCCCCAGCUGAAUCUGUUGCUUACCAUGCCCAGAAUAACCCUCCAGUUCCUCCAAAGCCACAACCAAAAGUUCAGGAAAAGGCAGAUAUCCCUGUUAAAAGUUCACCUCAAGCUGCAGUGCCCUAUAAAAAAGAUGUUGGGAAAACCCUUUGCCCUCUUUGCUUUUCAAUCCUAAAAGGACCCAUAUCUGAUGCACUUGCACAUCAUUUACGAGAGAGGCACCAAGUUAUCCAGACAGUUCAUCCAGUUGAGAAAAAACUCACCUACAAAUGCAUCCAUUGCCUUGGUGUGUACACCAGCAACAUGACUGCCUCGACGAUCACUCUGCAUCUAGUUCACUGCAGGGGUGUUGGAAAGACCCAAAAUGGCCAGGAUAAGACAAAUGCACCCUCUCGGCUUAAUCAGUCUCCAGGCCUGGCACCUGUGAAGCGCACUUACGAGCAAAUGGAAUUUCCCUUACUGAAAAAGCGAAAGUUAGAUGAUGAUAGUGAUUCACCCAGCUUCUUUGAAGAGAAGCCCGAAGAACCUGUUGUUUUAGCUUUAGACCCCAAGGGUCAUGAAGAUGAUUCCUAUGAGGCCAGGAAAAGCUUUCUAACCAAGUAUUUCAACAAACAACCUUAUCCCACCAGGAGAGAAAUUGAGAAGUUAGCAGCCAGUUUAUGGUUGUGGAAGAGUGACAUUGCUUCCCAUUUUAGUAACAAAAGGAAGAAAUGUGUCCGUGAUUGUGAAAAGUACAAGCCUGGUGUGUUGCUGGGCUUUAACAUGAAAGAAUUAAAUAAAGUCAAGCAUGAGAUGGAUUUUGACGCUGAGUGGCUAUUUGAAAAUCAUGAUGAGAAGAAUUCCAGAGUUAAUGCUAGUAAGACUGCUGACAAAAAGCUCAACCUGGGAAAAGAAGAUGACAGUUCUUCAGACAGUUUUGAAAAUUUGGAAGAAGAAUCCAAUGGAAGUGGUAGCCCUUUUGACCCUGUUUUUGAAGUUGAGCCUAAAAUCCCUAAUAACCCAGAGGAACAUGUUCCAAAGGUAAUUCCUGAGGAUGCUUUAGAAUCUGAGGAAAAGCUAGACCAAAAAGAGGAUGGUUCAAAAUAUGAAACUAUUCAUUUGACUGAGGAACCAACCAAACUAGUGCAUGAUGCUUCUGAUAGUGAGGUUGACCAAGAUGAUGUUGUUGAGUGGAAAGAUGGUGCUUCUCCAUCUGAAAGUGGGCCUGGUUCCCAACAAGUGUCAGACUUUGAGGACAACACGUGUGAAAUAAAACCAGGAACCUGGUCUGAUGAGUCUUCUCAGAGUGAAGAUGCAAGAAGCAGUAAGCCAGCUGCCAAAAAAAAGGCUACCAUGCAAGGUGACAGAGAGCAGUUGAAAUGGAAGAAUAGUUCCUAUGGAAAAGUUGAAGGGUUUUGGUCCAAGGACCAGUCACAGUGGAAGAAUGCAUCCGAAAAUGAUGAGCGCUUAUCUAACCCCCAGAUUGAGUGGCAGAAUAGCACAAUUGACAGUGAGGACGGGGAGCAGUUUGACAACAUGACUGAUGGUGUAGCUGAGCCAAUGCACGGCAGCUUAGCUGGAGUUAAACUGAGCAGCCAGCAGGCAUGAGUGCCAGGGUCCCUGGCAUCAGAGACAUGUGACAGCCUGGAACUUGUUCUCCAUUCAGUAUGACUUCAAAGCUAUCUUCUAACUGGUACUGCCUUGUGAGUACUUGUCAGCAGGCUGUGGAACAUGUGGCCACUGCAGUUCCAGUGGUUAUUUCUAAGUCUGACACAUCGGCUGAUCCUUGCUUCAGGACCUUCUCUGACAAACUAUGGUAACUAAAUGUGAAAAACCAAUAAGCUGGUGGCUUAUGAAUGCACAUGGGGGAAAGCAGAGGUUUAUUUUAUCUGCCUUUUCAACAUUUCUUUCCCUCUGUACAAUGUUUGGUUGGAUGUCCUUGAGCGUUACGCUGAGUCACAUGGUAGUAUAGGGCCAACAUACAAGCUACCAGUCUAAUGUGUAUAGUAGACUUUGGGAAAACUCGAUUUUUUUUUCAUGUAUUCAUUCUGAAUAGUUGAAAUGUAUAUUUGUACAGUCUUUUAGACCUAUUCAAGUGAUGCUUAUGAUAUUGUUAUUGUGUGCCCAUCAUAGAUUUCUUUUUUCUUUUUUUCCUUUCUUUUUUUUUUUUUUUUUUUUUUUUUUUUUUAGUGUUGCCCUUGCUGUGUAAUAAAUGCUAUAUCUAGUUUACCUAGCAAAAGCUUGAACGGCGCUAGUAAGGACUUUUGGAUAGACUUAGUUUUUGCACAUAACCUUGUACAAUCUUGCAACAGAGGCCAGCCACAUAAGAUAUAUAUCUGGACUCUCUUGUAUUAUAGAAUUUUUCUUGUUCUGAAUAUCCUUGACAUUUCAGCUGUCAAAAACUGGUAUUUCGGAUCUGUUUUCUGAAAUCUUUUAAGCUAAAAUCACAUACAAGAACUGACUUUGCAGCUACUAAUUUUGACACCUUUUAGAUCUGUAUAAAAGUGUGUUGUGUUAAAGCAGCAAACCAGUGAGUGCUGCCUUUUGGGUAUUUAGUUUUAUCUUUAGUUAAGCACCACCCUGGUGUAUUCAUUUAUACCAUCUAAUAUAUGACACUGUUGUAGUAUGUAUAAUUUUGUGAUCUUUAUUUCCCUUUGUAUUCAUUUUAAGCAUCUAAAUAAAUUGCUGUAUUGUGCUUAA